AGCAUUUUAAACUCUCAAAGAAAUAACAAAUGCAGAUAAAACAUUUUAACGUUAUCAAGAGUUGGUAGUCCACAAAACGCAGACCAGGGUUUAAGUCCUUGCUCUAUACAGCAAUGGCAGACAUAACAUUGCCUUCCACAUAUCAAUGUACAAGCCUUAGAACCACUUCUAUAGUUCCUGGUUCGAAUAGGCGGCUUCAAUUUAUCCAUGUGAAACCCAGACAUUUUCCUUCAAAUUUAUGGCAAAGAAUGAUUUGCAGAUUCCGAUUAAUAACAACAAUGGCGACGGAGGGCUUCAAUCCCUCUACGGAGGUGGAGAGGCGCAGAAAUGUAUUGACAGAGGCGGGAAGGAGCAAGAAAAGAGCCGGGCAGAGCUCGAGCGGGCGGCUGGAGGGGCGAGCCAAGCAAAGGCGCGCGCAGGAGAUGAUCGCUGAACGCAGGCGCCGCCUCAGGGCCAUGAGAGCCCAAGAGAUGGGCUCCAAAAUUGUCAAGAAGCCAUGGAAGCAGAGCCAGCUUUACGGCUUCUUAUACGGCGAAGGAGAAGAAGAGGAAUUCACAGAAGACGAAUUGCAGAUGAUGGGGUUUGGUUACGAGAGAAACGUUCGGUUUAAAGACCAGAACGAUCCUUAUAUAAGGAACCCGCUUGACUGGUUUAAGUAUGGCCCCUAUAGCCCCCAAGCCUCCAAGGGGGUUGUAGUAGGGAAGCCCAUCAGAGGCAGGUUUUAUGAUAACAGGGUCACUAUGUUUACCACUGUUAAAGACGCCGAGGAACAGGAAAGGAUUGACCAGCAUGACGCUGUGGUUGAUUAUGAUAGGAAAAUUGAGAGCUUUGAUGAAAGUGUUGGAGUUAAGUAUUUUUGGGCAUUUGUGAGAAAGACAUUCAGAGAUGAGCCCCUGAUGCCAUGGAAUGAGUGGACUUUGGUAGCCCAGAUUGCUGUGGAGAGAAGACCGGAUUUGGACAAAUAUAAGUUGGGGCGGAUGUUGGGAAAACGCUCUAAGAAUUUGAUUACUCGGUGCACUGCUUGGUUUAGGCCUGAUUUGAUCUACGUUAAAAAACCCAUAUAUCAGGUGAGGUUUGAGCCCCAGGAGGGGUUUUUUCGUGGUCUUGUGGGAUUGCUUGAUCCAUUGACAGAAGAGGAGCACAGUUUUCCAAUUCCCGGAAGCAAGGAGGAAGUAUUAAGGGACACUUAUUAUGGGGUUCUGUGUAGGCUACUUGGUGUUGAUCAGAGCGUUUCUGAUGAUGAUGUUGUGAAGGCGUAUGAGAUGAUGGAGGAGGAGCAGAGAUCCUUGUGCUUGGAUUUCCUGCUUUCCAACCAGCCUGUGGAGCUUCUUCAUCCUUUUACCAAGGGGUGGAGGGACCGGAAUCAAGCUAUUGAAGAAGGUCGUAAUUCUGUAAGUGAUAGUGAGCUUGGGCAGAAUUUAAGCAGUGAUGUGGUGUUUUUAGAAGAUGAGGAUGAAGAGAACGAGGAGUCCGUACACGAUUCUUUUACUCAGCAGGAAAUGUUUUGGGAGAAAGAAUUCAACAAAAGGCUGAGAGAAUUCGACGAAGAAGAAUUCGUGGAGAUGGAAGAUUCAGAGAUGAAUGGGGAUGAGUCUGAGAUACGAAAAGAGGAUUUAAACAGUUUGGGAUGGGAAAAUGCUAUGGAGCCAUUGUAUAAUAAAACCCCACAGUCUGCAGAUGGUGAAGAUAAAGACAAUGAUGAAAACUUAUAUCCCUCUAGUUUUUUGGUUAAAUCUGCAGUCCGACCUUUUACCUACAAGAAUAUCCUCAGAGAGAUUUCUCUUCUGCGACUUGCUCUAGUUGAACAGAGAAGACACAGUCAUGAACCUAUAAGGUUUUUCUAAUGCAGAGCUUUGUAUCUCCUAAAAAAUGCAAUAUAAUAUCGUCUAUUUGCGUACAAAACUCUUGAUAGAGAAUAACAUUUGCAUUGGAAAAAUGUUCGUUGGCAUACAAAUGAAAAGCUGUAUUCCAAAAUAUAGCAGGAAGAUGCGUCAGAUUAGUUCGUCUGUUUAGGCUAGCUCAAGAAGAUGGGUCGGAUUAAUCUAUGGGGAAGUCUAGGUUUGUGAAAUGUUCUAAUAUCUGAAGAGUUAUCUUUGGAUAUGAAUUCCAAGAUAGUCUUGACUUUUUGUUUCAUUAUUCUUUUGGGCAUAUUGAGAAUCAGGGACUGAUGGGCUCACAAACGCUUUCCAAAAGUGCACUACAAUGUUAAAAAGGACGUGGUCAUGCUUACCCAGAUUUAGGAAUCACCUCAAAAUUGCUUGGGACACCUUUUCUGGUCCCACGAAACUUAAUUUAGUUGGUCCAGUUCUUUUGUUCCUUAAUUAUUUAUUUUCAAAAACCUAUAAUGUUGUAAGGGCUGUUCAAUUGUAGAUUCCUGCAACCCAUCUGUUUUGCUGCUUUGUAGCUGUUUCUGGGUUGUUAGGUGAUACUGCUGAUUCUGGCAGUUCCUAUUUUUGGGUUUUUUGUUUUUUGACUCCUUAUAUAGGAGUUUUUGGUGUUAAUGUUUAGGGGAUGAUAUUUGGG
Molecule: messenger RNA, 2523 nt
Organism: Cryptomeria japonica (Japanese cedar)
Lineage: Eukaryota; Viridiplantae; Streptophyta; Pinopsida; Cupressales; Cupressaceae
Exons: 1
Coding region: 114-1844 (576 amino acids)
Source: RefSeq, a predicted model, not a curated record